AUGGACCGCUCCAAGAAGCCAUCUGCCAUCGGCGUGGGCGCAUCCCUCCCGCAGCCAUCCGUCUCUGUUCAGGAUGGCUUGAUCGAGGCCAGCUUGCCCUCUGGUGAAUCCGUCACCGUCUACCUCUAUGGGGCCACCGUUACUUCCUGGAAAGCCAAUGGUCAAGAACAGCUCUUCCUAAGCCAAAAGGCGGUUCUGGAUGGCUCUAAGCCUGUCCGCGGAGGAAUUCCCCUGGUCUUCCCGGUCUUUGGUCCCCCUCCUCAAAAUCAUGCGACCUCCUCCCUUCCCCAACAUGGCUUCGCCCGCAAUUCAACCUGGGAGUUCCUCGGCAAAUCCUCGUCGGAGGCGAGCAAGGGCGACUUCGCUGUGAAGCUGGAUUUCGGAUUGUCACACACCAUGCUGAGCGAGGAAUUCCGCAAGGCCUGGCCAUAUGAGUUUGGCCUGGUUUACAGCGUCACGCUGACCAAGAGCGCACUCAAAACCUCUCUGCAGGUCACAAAUGAAGGCAAAGAGAAUUUUGAGUUCCAGGUCUUGAUGCACACGUAUUUGAGCGUCGAGGACAUCUCCAAUAUCCGCAUCAAGAACCUCGAGUCCAAGACCUACGUCGACAAGACCCGCAAUGACCUGGACCCCACCAAACCGAUCAUUGUCUCCACUGCAUCUGACGAUCAGCCUCUGUUCAGUAUCACUCGAGAGGCACUGGGCGACAUUGUUGUCUGGAAUCCCUGGGUCGAGAAGGCAAAGGGAAUGUCUGACUUUGGCCCCGACGAGGCGUACAAGAACAUGGUGUGCGUUGAAUCUGGAAGUGUUUCGACAUGGCAAACUUUGGAGGCUGGUGACUCAUGGGAGGGUGUGCAGAGCAUCAAGUCCCGUUUGUGA
This is a messenger RNA of Penicillium oxalicum, 879 nucleotides long. Its product is annotated as D-hexose-6-phosphate mutarotase. Lineage: Eukaryota; Fungi; Ascomycota; Eurotiomycetes; Eurotiales; Aspergillaceae. The transcript has 4 exons. The coding region runs from base 1 to 879 and encodes 292 amino acids. Gene Ontology annotation, biological process: carbohydrate metabolic process. Gene Ontology annotation, molecular function: isomerase activity; carbohydrate binding. The record is from RefSeq and is a predicted model, not a curated record.